CUGAGAAAUAUUUGGCUCUUAUACUGGGAUUAUUACUUCACUUUUAAUGAUAAAAUUGUUUCCCCAGAAAUGAACUCCACAGCAGACCCAUUAGACAUGACCUACAAGAUAAACUCGUCUGCCCCAGUCAGAGACUCUUUGCCCAUCGCCUUCACUAAAAACUUCAUUGCUGUGCUGGUAUGGUUCAUUUUCAGCUACAUCAGUGGGUGUAUUUUACUCACGUUCCUCAGAAACCAGACAUUUUACGAGGAUCCACGUUAUAUCCUGUUCAUUCACAUGGUCAUCAAUGAUGCAGCACACCUGACUCUAACUAUGAUGUUGAAUUUACUGAGUUACAUUUUCUACAAGAUCAAUGUGUCCUUCUGCGCUGUUUUCAUGCUGCUUGCUGUCUUCACCACGAGCAGCACCCCUCUGAACCUGGCAGGCAUGGCCAUCGAGCGCUACAUCGCCGUCUGCCACCCCCUGCACCACUCCCAGAUCUGCACUGUGCGCCGCACCUACAUCCUCAUUGGCCUCAUCUGGGUGGUGGGCAUAACCUCGGACAUCACAGACCUCUUCGUCACCUUGGCAAUGGAACCCAACAGCUUUUUCCACUCUGCUGUCUUCUGUCUCCGCCAGAAUGUUUUCAAAGACCCAAGUCUGACCUAUAAAAGACAAGCAUUUGAC
This is a messenger RNA of Lepisosteus oculatus (spotted gar), 666 nucleotides long. Its product is annotated as odorant receptor 131-2-like. Gene Ontology annotation, molecular function: odorant binding; G protein-coupled receptor activity; olfactory receptor activity. The record is from RefSeq and is a predicted model, not a curated record. Gene Ontology annotation, cellular component: membrane. Gene Ontology annotation, biological process: detection of chemical stimulus involved in sensory perception of smell; G protein-coupled receptor signaling pathway. NCBI's taxonomy places the organism in Eukaryota, Metazoa, Chordata, Actinopteri, Semionotiformes, Lepisosteidae.